CAUCCCCAGUCUCCACCGCUUGCUUUUGUCCCAGUCACUCAUCCCAUCUCGGGCAGCACGCCACGCCUCUCACGACCGCGAGCCCGACAACGACGCGCACGAGCACGCCAAACGACCAGCAUAGACGCGCAACGCGCAACACUAUCAGCAGCAACAGGAACAGCUCCAGCACCGACCACCCCAUCUCCACCACCAUCCCACCACCACCAUGGGCCUCUCCCUCUCGAGGAUCUACUCGUCCCUCUCGUCCCUCGCGUUCUGGGGCAAGGACAAGGAGGUCCGCAUCCUCAUGGUCGGCCUCGACUCGGCAGGCAAGACAACGAUCUUGUACCGCUUGCAGAUUGGAGAGGUCGUCUCGACGAUCCCAACCAUCGGAUUCAACGUGGAGACGGUGCAGUACAAGAACAUCAACUUCCAGGUGUGGGAUCUUGGAGGACAGUCGAGCAUUCGACCAUACUGGCGAUGUUACUACGCCAACACGCAGGCAAUCAUCUACGUGAUCGACUCGGCCGACGCAGCGCGCCUGGCCACGUCGCGCUCAGAACUCUUGACAAUGCUCGCCGAGGAGGAGCUCAAAAACGUCCCCGUGCUCGUCUUUGCCAACAAGCAGGACGUCGCCGGCGCCCUGUCACCCGCCGACAUCUCGGACAAGCUCGGCCUCGCGGGCCAGGAGAAGGGGCGCGAGUGGAGCGUGCGCGGGUCGUGUGCAACCAAGGGCGAAGGGCUGGAGGAUGGGUUGGACUGGCUUGUCAGCAUAAUUCAGAAGUAACUACGGCUCCUUACCACUGCAUAAUUCUCUCUCUCCCUCUCGUGACGCGUUGGAUGACUCGGGCUCGCGCGCGCCGGUGUACGUGACCAUGGCCUAUGUAGGGCCGAUACAUAGUCUGCAGCAUAUCACAUGGCCUUUAGAUGCACC
This is a messenger RNA of Vanrija pseudolonga, 916 nucleotides long. Its product is annotated as ADP-ribosylation factor 1. The transcript has 7 exons. Gene Ontology annotation, cellular component: cytoplasm; Golgi apparatus. Gene Ontology annotation, biological process: intracellular protein transport; vesicle-mediated transport. The record is from RefSeq and is a predicted model, not a curated record. Gene Ontology annotation, molecular function: GTP binding; GTPase activity. NCBI's taxonomy places the organism in Eukaryota, Fungi, Basidiomycota, Tremellomycetes, Trichosporonales, Trichosporonaceae. The coding region runs from base 209 to 769 and encodes 186 amino acids.